This is a messenger RNA of Strongylocentrotus purpuratus (purple sea urchin), 2351 nucleotides long. RefSeq lists its product as uncharacterized. The coding region runs from base 231 to 1211 and encodes 326 amino acids. The record is from RefSeq and is a predicted model, not a curated record. Gene Ontology annotation, molecular function: DNA binding. Gene Ontology annotation, biological process: DNA integration; DNA recombination. Lineage: Eukaryota; Metazoa; Echinodermata; Echinoidea; Camarodonta; Strongylocentrotidae. The transcript has 2 exons.
CGCAACCAGAUACGUCCCUAUCCAACAGAUCGUCAACCAGCAUCUCAGCAGUCUUCAAGGCCAUGGUCAAAUCCUAGCUCCAAGACAGAGGGAUGGGAUUUCAAGAGGAAAACGGGAGCAUGCUUCGCCUGUGGUAAAUUCGGGCAUUGGAGGUUCGAAUGCAGGGAGCUGGCAUCAAGCAGAGAAGCAAGAAAUGAAAAGUAGGUGUAAGGACCGCCGUUAAGGAAGAGAUGAAGCGAGCUCAAGUUACGUCAUCAAAGUUCAUCCAACUGGCAGAACAGAUGUCAUCGCAUAUCAUUAAAUCGAGAAGCGAAAACACAAACAAGAAGUAUUUCGCAGCAUUUAACCGAUGGGAUCUAUUCAUCAGUGCAGAAGGAGGGAAUUCUCUUCCAGCUGAAUCUAUUCACGUCGCCCUAUAUGUGACUCAUCUUAUUGACAAAGGACAUUCAUCGAGUGUCAUAGAAGGUGCUGUAUACGCCAUUAAGUGGGCUCAUAGUCUUAGAGGGUUCAGGGAUCCCAAAGACAAUUGUUUUGUAAAGAAUUUGUUGGAAUCUGCCAAACGGCAAUGCAAGAAAAAAGUAAACAAGAAAGAUCCAGUUACUUCAGAUCAAGUUAAAGAGCUAUGUAAGAAGCAUGUUCAUACAGAGGACGCAAUUUUGCUCAGAGACUUAACAUUAUUAAUUUUGUGUUUCACGGGGUUUCUUAGAUAUGAUGAAGCAAGAUCUUUGAAGUGUAAUGAUGUGUCAAUUUAUGAUGAUUAUAUUUCUCUUAAUAUUGCUAAGAGUAAGACAGAUCAGUAUAGACAAGGUAAAAGUGUAGUCAUUAGUGCCGGUGUGACAGAAGCUUGUCCGGUCAAAAUGGUAAAGAAGUAUAUCAAUGUGGCUCGGAUUUCUAAUUUAGAUUCCAAUCAUUUUUUCUUUAAACCGGCAUACAGGUCUAAAGGAGUUAGUGCGCUUAUAAGGAAAGACAAACCUUUAAGUUACACGACAGCUAGAGAGAGGGUAAUUUCUUUGUUGAAAGAAGUAUGUGGGGAUGCAAAUCUCGGAUUGCAUUCACUGAGGGCAGGUGGAGCCACUAUGGUUGCUAAUACAUCAACUAAAGACAGAUUGUGGAAAAUACAUGGUCGUUGGAAGACAGAUAAAGCGAAGGAUGGAUAUGUUGUAGAUACAUUAGAUAAUAAACUUGAGGUGACAAAAUCCUUAAUGCUUUAGGCAUAUUAUGAAUGUUUUCCAUCAUAGGAAACGUGUUUAUUUUGAAUGUGGAGUAUGAAUUGUCUUGGAAAAACAGAUAUAAUGUCCGACAAUAUGUUUUUUUUUAUUAAAGAAGAGUAAUGAAAGAAAGGAAAGAGUAAUCGUUAUAUGAAUUCAUGUAAUACAUUUUUUCUGCAAAUAACGGUUAAGUGAUUAUGUUUUGUUAAAUAAUCAGAAAGGGAUAUUCGACAAAAAGGAUAUUCAAGAAAGAUGAUCAUUUAAAUCUUGAGACGGAUUAAAUUGGAAUAGAUUGUUAAAUAUUUUUUUGUUAAAUUGUUCAGUGUGCUACAAGGAAAUGCACCCGUUCUUUUUUACAUCUAGGUCGGUCUGGCAGGCUUUUCCAUAAAGAUUGUUAUUGAUGUAAUCUGUGAGUCAUUAACUGAGUAAUGAAGGAUGAGAAUAUACUUGUAUUUUCCUGCGGUACAACGUAUAGCAGGAAAGUGUUGUAUAUGCGGAUCCGUUUAAUGAUUACGUAAUGGGAGUGGCGAGACGCCACGAUUCCGCGAAGCGGGAUGGUUUGAAUAACUUAGGCAGGUGUAAGUUAUUGUAUUGAGAAGGAAAGGAAUGUUCAGAAAGGCAUAAUAAGAGAGGGAAAUGGGCGUGGUAGCCAUUCUAGCUUUGUCAGACACUAGAUACACGACACAAAUUUCAAGUGGAAAUUUUAAUACAGAACAAUAGUUUGGUGUUUGUUUUUGUAGGAGGUUUAGAGAUUCAAAUAGAUUAUUUUUAUUGGGACGAUUUGCCAUUAGGUUUUUCCAGAGCAUUUGCCUUAUUUAGUUUAUCUCUGGUUUUUUCAACCUAGGGAAUCGGUCCGGGCGUGGGGAAAAAAUGCAAAGCCCCAUGCAGGUUAGGGAUCAAAAUUAAUAUUUUAUUCUAUACAAUGUCAGUAUAUAUUGAGGUGUGAACGUUGACGAUUGAGAUUGAAAUUAUGCAAUGUUAACAAUAUUUACACUUGAUAUUUUCAAAAUCAAGAAUGAGUUAAAAAAUUGAAAUUAUUUUGAUGUUCAAAAUGAUAUAAUAACAAAGAUUGUUCAUGAUUGUUCAAAAAGAUACAAUUCGAAUAAAAGCUGGCUUGGUCGGUCUGGCAGGCUUUUCCAUAAA